CGAUAGCAAAGACCCACUCGGUCUCGAUUUUACGGGAAAAUCUGCUGAAUCUGUACGGAAGGAGAGCCUUCCAAGGUGGCGCGUAGCAGUGACGUGUGACGGGCCUAAUCAAGCCGUUUCUAUACCGUGUUGAUUUAUGGUUCGAAACUUCUAAGUCGAAGGUGCCGCCGCAAAAGUGUAUCAUCGAGAGCUGCACGAAACGAGGAAAUACGAAAUAUCUGGGAAAUUGUUUCUGUUCUUUUACGAUACACAACAGCAUUUCUCCAUAAUAAAGAUAAAACUCGUUUAGCAAUGGCUCUAUUGUCUUACCCACAAUAGCAGCUGCACACACUACUGUAACACCCCCCGAAUGCGAAAACAAGAAGUCUCAUAAAAUCCAAUCCACACGCGAUCGGCGCCCAAAGGGGUGGUGUAUGGUGUAUAAUAAAUACGAGCAGUACUUUAGUGCUUGUUUAUCGUUCCGCUGCCAUGAUAUUGUCGAGCACUCGAUACCGAUAAUUUACCUUCUUCGUCAAAUUCCUCAAAGUGUUGGCGUUUGCCUUCAUAUAUCUUUGGCAGACCCACCAGACUCGCACCUCAAUCGGAACUCAAGGGUGACGGGGCCCAGACGUGAUCAAGCAAAAUCCUUCAAGUGCCAGUGCUGCUUAGGCUUCUUCGAAGAAUACUUCCUGUGAAAAUCUCAAUACAGUUCCAGAAAUCUCUAAAAAUGGGUUUCAAUUCCAAGUAUCACAUCGACGUGGACUUCGAGGUGCCCAAGAAGCUGCAAUGGUACUACGCUCCCGUUUUCUUUGCCUUCUGGCUGUGCCUCUACCUGUCGCUGGUCAACACCCAGAUAAACAGCAUGCCCAAGCCGCUGAUGCGCAGCGACGAGGCCAGUCAUCCGCGCUCCUUCAUAGCACAGCGUGCCGAGGACACUCUCAUCGAACUCACCCGCAUUGGGCCCCGCGUCGUGGGGUCGGUGGCCAAUGAGGUGGCUACCGUUGAGUUUCUGCGCGCAGAGGUGGCCAAGGUGGAGGCCGAGAUGAGCGAUCUUUACGAGAUUGAGAUCGAUGUGCAGCAGGCAAGCGGCGCCUACAUGCACUGGGAAAUGGUCAACAUGUACCAGGGCAUUCAGAACGUGGUCGUGAAGCUGAGCGAACGCAACUCCAGCAACGAGAACUUCCUGCUGAUGAACAGCCACUAUGACUCGGUGCCCGGCAGCCCCGGUGCCGGAGAUGACGGCUCGAUGGUCGUCUCCAUGCUGGAGGUCAUGCGUGUGAUAGCCAAAACAGGCGAUCCGCUGGCCCAUCCAAUUGUUUUCCUGUUCAACGGAGCCGAGGAGAAUCCCCUUCAGGCCUCGCACGCCUUCAUUACACAGCACAAGUGGGCCAAAAACUGCAAAGCUCUCAUCAAUCUGGACUCUGCGGGCAGCGGCGGUCGGGAGAUCCUCUUCCAGUCCGGACCCAAUCAUCCCUGGCUGAUGAAUUACUAUCGCAAUGUGCCGCAUCCAUUCGCCAACACCCUGGCCGAGGAGAUGUUCCAAGCUGGCGUUAUUCCAUCCGACACGGACUUCCGCAUCUUCCGCGACUAUGGCGGCGUUCCCGGCCUGGACAUGGCCUACAUAUUCAAUGGCUAUGUGUACCACACCAAGUACGAUCGGAUAAACGCUUUUCCCAGGGCCUCCUUCCAGCACACGGGCGACAAUGUGCUGUCGCUGGCCAAAGCUCUGGCCAAUGCACCGGAAUUGGACGACACUGCCGCGCACGCUGAGGGCCACAACAUCUUCUAUGACUUUCUGGGCUGGUUCAUGAUAUUCUACACGGAGACCACGAGCAUCAUUGUGAACGUUGUGGUGUCCCUGCUGGCCCUAUUGGCCAUUGGCAUCUCGUUGUACUUCAUGUCCGUGCGCUCGGGAUGCAGCUGGAAGGGUGUCCUGCUGCGCUACGCCAUCACAAUUGGCAUGCAGCUCGCCUCCCUCGUUCUGGCGUUGGGCCUCGCCCUGCUCGUUGCCAUCUUUAUGGAUGGUGUGAAUCGCUCGAUGAGUUGGUUCACCUCCUCGUGGACGAUCUUUGGCCUCUACCUGGCGCCGAUCAUCUUCGGCAUGAGCAUCCUGCCAGCCCUGUAUCUGGAGAAGACGAAACGCGACCCCCUGGGCCUGGGCUUCCGCAUCCAGCUGUUCAUGCACUCGCACUGCUUCUGGCUGAUCGUGAUUAUGGUCACGCUGACGGGACUGAGCAUUCGAUCGGCCUACUUGAUAAUGCUCUGUGUGCUGUUCGAUAUUGUGGCUUUGAUUGUGAACCUGGUGACCAAGUGGCAUCGCAAGGCCUAUUUGUUUGCCAUUGCUGUCACCGUUUGCCAGAUCCUUCCGUUUGUUUACUUCACGUAUCUGUGCACGGCGGCUCUCCUCACUCUGAUGCCCAUGCAGGGACGCUCGGGUUCUUCGUCCAACCCCGAUAUGGGCAUUGCGGCCCUUGUCUGGCUAUUUUCCCUCAUGUUUGCGGGCUUUAUAGUACCGCUGAUCAUGUUCUUCCGCAAGACGAGAACGAUUGUGCUGUGCUUCCUUGGAAUUACAAUCCUGUUCAUUAUAAUUGCGGUCACGAAUGCCGGAUUCCCCUACAAGGAGAAAACCUCCGCCCAGCGCUACUCAUUGAUCCAUGCACAUCGCCGUCUACAUAACGCGGAUGGAACCACUCGCAUGGACGAAUCAGGCCUGUAUAUAUAUCCCCAGGAUCGGCGCAUCGAAAUUGCACGCGACGAAAUCAAUGCCCUCGGAGAGGUGCAGGAGGUCAGCGAAACUUGCGACGAGGAAAUGUUUUGCGGGCUGCCCCUGUACAAUCAUCGCUGGAACAAGGCACGCAAGUAUAGCCUGUGGGUGCCGGUGCCCGAGCUGCCGGAGAUACCCACGGAGUAUCCAACGCUCAUUCUGCAGGACACCAGCGAGCUGGAGAGUGCCACGCGGCGGCGUUUCAACUUCUCGCUGAGUGGUCCGGAUCACAUGGGCAUCUUCGUGAAUCUGAAAAAUGAUGCCAAGCUGGUGGACUGGUCCUUCAACGACACUCUUGUUCGGGAGCAGGCAGAACCGCCGUAUAUGGUGUAUUUCUCCUACGGACUGGACAACAGUACCCUAGAGUUUACCAUCGAUGUGGAGAAGACAACUUCAACGUUCGAUACGCCCACUCUGGAGAUUGGCAUUGGCGGUCACUGGGUGAAUCAGGAUAUAACUGCCAAUGAAAAGCUGAGAAAAUACAUAGAUCGAUUUCCAUCGUACGCCUACAUACAGGGCUGGGUGGGGUCCUACGAGACCUGGUAUUUCUAAGGGGCAGAGAGAUUCGUUUUGCUUUACUAAUGGUAGUCAUUAAGCGUUAUCGAUUAACUGUAUAGAAUCUGAUAAAAAGUACACAUACAUAUUAUAUAUAUUUUAUUAAACCAAUAAAACUACGAA
Drosophila obscura is the source of this 3421-nucleotide messenger RNA. RefSeq names its product endoplasmic reticulum metallopeptidase 1. The record is from RefSeq and is a predicted model, not a curated record. Gene Ontology annotation, molecular function: metalloexopeptidase activity. Gene Ontology annotation, biological process: proteolysis. The transcript has 9 exons. Lineage: Eukaryota; Metazoa; Arthropoda; Insecta; Diptera; Drosophilidae. The coding region runs from base 707 to 3295 and encodes 862 amino acids.